Molecule: messenger RNA, 5703 nt
Organism: Vicugna pacos (alpaca)
Lineage: Eukaryota; Metazoa; Chordata; Mammalia; Artiodactyla; Camelidae
Gene: COX15
Product: cytochrome c oxidase assembly homolog COX15
Biological process (GO): heme A biosynthetic process
Cellular component (GO): mitochondrial inner membrane
Molecular function (GO): oxidoreductase activity, acting on NAD(P)H, heme protein as acceptor
Source: RefSeq, a predicted model, not a curated record
GACCUGGAAGUGCUUUUCCAGUUGGUGGCGGAAAAAGGCGACCGCUGAGCGCGAAGGUGUGGGAGUGGCAGCAGCGCACUGUCCUAAGUAUGCAGCGAUUACUCUUUCUGCCCUUGAAGGCCUUGAUCGGGAGCCCGUGUCUCCGACUCUUGGUUCCUAGGGCGGUGCCUAGAACACAGUAUGGUUGCAGCUGUGGCAUCAGGCACCCCUUGAGGCCAGGGCAAUACAGCACAAUCUCUGAAGUAGCGUUGCAAUCUGGAAGGGGUGCAGUGUCCCUUCCUUCAAAGGCUGCUGAGCGGGUGGUAGGCCGAUGGCUCCUGGUCUGCAGUGGAACAGUGGCUGGAGCAGUUAUUCUUGGUGGAGUAACUAGAUUGACAGAGUCUGGCCUCUCAAUGGUAGAUUGGCAUUUAAUAAAAGAGAUGAAGCCACCUACAAGCCAAGAGGAGUGGGAAGCAGAAUUCCAAAAAUACCAGCAGUUUCCAGAAUUUAAAAUCUUGAAUCACAAUAUGACAUUGGCAGAAUUCAAGUUCAUCUGGUACAUGGAGUAUUCACACCGAAUGUGGGGUCGCCUUGUAGGCCUCGCAUACAUCCUGCCUGCUGUCUACUUUUGGAGAAAGGGCUGGCUCAACCGUGGCCUAAAAGGACGUGUUCUUGCCCUCUGUGGUUUAGUCUGCUUCCAGGGUCUUCUGGGAUGGUAUAUGGUGAAAAGUGGAUUAGAAGAAAAACCAGAUUCCCAUGACAUCCCUCGGGUCAGUCAGUACCGCCUUGCUGCCCACCUGGGAUCAGCCCUUGUUCUUUAUUGUGCCAGCUUGUGGACCUCGCUCUCACUGCUGCUCCCUCAACACAAGUUGCCUGAAACCCGUCAACUCUUGUGGUUGAGACGAUUUGCUCAUGGAACUGCAGGCCUGGUGUUCCUUACAGCUCUCUCAGGGGCUUUUGUGGCAGGGCUGGAUGCUGGACUUGUUUACAACUCCUUCCCCAAGAUGGGAGAAUCUUGGAUCCCAGAGGAUCUCUUUACCUUCUCCCCUCUCCUGAGGAAUGUUUUUGAGAAUCCCACCAUGGUGCAGUUUGACCACCGGAUUCUGGGGAUCACUUCAGUUACUGCCGUCACAGCACUCUACUUCCUCUCCCGGAGAAUUCCCCUUCCUCGAAGGACCAAGAUAGCAGCAGCAACUCUGCUAGCUUUGGCCUACACACAGGUGGGCUUGGGCAUUACCACUCUGCUGAUGUAUGUUCCAACUCCUUUGGCUGCCACUCACCAGUCGGGCUCCCUGGCUCUGCUCAGUGUUGCCCUUUGGCUCAUGAAUGAACUCCGAAGAGUCCCAAAAUAAUUCUCAGAGGAUCAGCUUCCUAGGACUGAAACUGCUUUUGGGAGAUGAUCAGUGAGCACAAUAACUUAGGCUUUUCUGAGAGGAUGACCUUGGCAUACCAAGUGGUUUCCAAAUUGGUCGGGUUAUUUAAAUUCUUUGCCUGUUUUUGGGACAAUCACUGGAUCAAGAAGGUCAUUAGAUACGGUUAUACUAAAGGUUCCUAUUUAAAUCUAUUUUCAUGUUGAAAAUCAGAUUUAAUGUAAAGAAAGAAUUUUCUGCCAUUUGCUUAACAGGCUCUGUCUCAGGUUUCUUAAGUUGGCCAGCUGUUGGUUCUACAUGCAUGAUCUCUGUCUCCUUGACUUCCUGAAUCCUGAAUUCUGCCUAAGGAGAAAUCCUUUAUGAUCUCCACUUCAUUUCCAUCAGAUAAAGAUUCAAAGGGAAGGACUGGCACACCCUAAAGUAGCUAGAUAGCCUUCAGCAAGAAAUAGCUGCUGUCUUAUAGUGUCCUGAUUUUCAAAAAUGGGGAAAGCCCUAACCUUUUGGUAUCACUAGGUCAGACAAAUGGAAUAUAGUAUAAAUCAUUUCCUGAAAGGGUUUCUUAACAGCCUCAUAGAUAAGAAAAAUAUGGCCUUGAUGGUGUAGUACCUGGACAUCUCUUCAGAUGUUUAAAUGAAUUGUUGAUUAAUGAAUUCUUGUGAUUUUGGCCUCUAUUGAUAUUUCACAGGGCUCUGUCUUACUCAGCUUUGUUUUUUAAAUCAGCAAUUUGGAUGAAGGCACCAGAAAGAUCAGAUUUGAGGAUGGAGCAACUCAGCAUUGCUGAUAUAACAUGACAAUCACAACUCAUACAGUUGCAGAGUGACACCAUCAGGAUGAAAUUAAACAGGUCAUAAAUUUAACAUCUUCAUUUAAAUUAAAUAGGAUGUAUAAGUUUGGGGUAGAGAAAACUGGCUUCUUAUCAUUUCAUAUAAAAAGACUUAGGAAUUCCAGUUGGCCACAGGCUCAACAUGAACCAACAAUGUGAUGACACUGAGAAAGAUUGGUGGUGGUUCAGAUUUUAUCAAUAUCAAUAUCAAGCCAUAGUCAGUCACACCUCAUAGUGAGGUGUCAGAACACCUCACUGCAAGUUUUUAAGGAGGAUAUUGACCAAUAAGUAUGUAUCCAGGGGAAGGGACCAGGAUAUUUAGGAGUCCAGAACCUGAAUCACACAGGGAAUACUUGAAGGAACUGGGGGAAUUCAGCUGGAGGAGAACAUUUGGAGAGAGAGCAAGAAUCCUACCCUUGAGAAGUUGAAACCCUUUCAUGCGGAAGAAGGAAUGAGCUUCCUUUGUGCUGCAAAGCUGGGAGCAAUGAGUAAAAGUUGAAGAAAGUUAGUUUUUAGUUUUGGAGAAGGCAAGAGUAGGGUCAGACCAGCACCAACUGGCAAACUGGAGAGCAAGUGCUCAGCUAAGGGGCUCAACCAUUGUGAGUGCUGGCCUGCUGCUGCUCUGCAGGUCCAGGGAUGUCAGACCUGAUUUUUUAAAGAAGCCACACAUCUAGAUUUUUAUGUGAAUUUUUUUUUAGAACACCAUACAGACUAAACACAUCUGGGAGCCAUAAAUGACCUAACAUUUGCCCAUGUACAGUCUCUGGACUAAUGAUCUCAGUUCCCUUUCAACUCCAGUAUUCUCUGAGUUUCAGUGUGAAAUAAAAUGUACCAGUCUCAAGAGGUUCUUAGCAAAAUAGAAGUAGAAAGUUUGUCUUUGAUUUUAAAAAAAAUCCGGGACCCUGCUAGAAGUGGUUCUCAACUUCUCUCACGUUAGAAUCUUUGAAAAUCCUAGCCCCAGCCUCACCCAAGACCAAUUAAAUCACAAUCUCUGAAAGCUGUAAGGUUUUAAGUUCCCCAGGUGAUUCCAAUGGGAGACGAGUUUGAGAACCACAGGCCUAGUUACCUUAGAAAGUUUUGACCAGAUAUUCUCAUUCCCUCCAAACUCCACUCCCCUCGGUCUCAUUUAAUCUGCUAUGUUGAUCCUGUUAUGCUAAUGGGAUAUCACCUCUUCUAGAUAGAAUUAUCUAAGGAAAAGGAACUGCAGUCACUGGGACAGGUUCCCAUACCAUCAGCUCCUGAUCCCUGGAUUAAGGUUGUUAAAGUAGCAGGGCUACCUUACACUGGAGAGGUGAAAGAGGAGUAGGCUGCCAGAGGGUAUAGGGUGACUACUUCACAAGGAGAGGCUCAGCUUGUCUGAAGUCAUGCAUGCAUGGCUAUAAAGAUCCUGUGAUUCAGAAAUUUUUUCAACUUUGGUUUUUAUAAAAAUGACAAGCAAUGAUUGAAUGCAUUUUAAAAGUAGAAAGCCCUUACUAGUAUGAGUAAUGAUUCAAUUUUACAUAUAAAAGGACCUUACUGCUCAGACUUCUAAAAUGGUCAAUGGAUGUAUUCCUCCUUUGUCCCUCUAAUAAUGCUAUUGACAAACUGAGAAAUAAUGAAAUACUCGGGGAAAAGAGAAACACUUGUAUAAUAAUACAAGGGAAGUCUAUAGGAUUUUUUUUUUAAGUACUCGUUUUUAAACAAAUAUUUUUUGUAACACCAACAAAUCCUCACAAGUUUGAGAGAGCAUAUGGCCCUAGUGGCAGGACUCUGAAAUUAGCAUAACCUGAGACUAAUUUGGGAGCAUUUGAAGCAUCUGCUCCUACUUCUGCCUUAAUUCUUAAUUCCAGCUGAAGUUUUACCACAUACCACAGCAGAAAGGGAAAUUAGAUACCAGUUCUGAAUUGGUUUGAAAAGUUUAAAAACAGCAAAAAGAAACAGCACUGUUUCUGUAAAGGAUUCUAGGAAUUGCCCAAGAAUUACAACCAAGUUCCUUAAUGAGGUAGGUUUAAUGAACAUUUAUACCUUAAAUAAUUUAGAUUGUAACUAUCACAUGAAUUGCUUAGAUGCUGUAGUUAAGAAAAUAGUACAAAAUUAAGCAAAUUAUUUAAAAAAGAGACAUCUAAAAUUUUAAAGUAUUAAAAGAAAUACAGGAGCUGGAAUAGAUGUAGUGAAAACCUGAUACUAUUUCUAAGAAAGUAUUUCUUUCAUAUUUUAUUCCUAAAUGUGAACAAGUAUCAGAUAAUAGUUAUAAAGAUUGAGCAUGGUUAGUUGCAUUCAGCUCUAUUAUAUAUAUUCUGUUGAAAUAUAUAGUCUUACAGGAAGAUUCUGUCAAUGAGCAUUUCAUUUGCAUGUAUUACUGCUACUCUGGGCAUCUGUUUAAUCAUCCAUAAAAUCAAGGGGGUUAAUCAGAAAACGUCUAAAAUCUUAGCUUUAAAAAUCUCGUUUUCUAAAAUUGAUGUAUAAUGAUUGCUGUUGGAAACUCCAUUCUCUUCAACCUUAAUGUCAGGGGCUAUGGAGAAAGUAGGAGAGGACCACUGGUUCUUCUGGGCAGGCUGGCCUUCUAAACCAAAGGCCACAAUCCUCUUCCUGAAAUUUAUCCCUUGUCUGCUUUCUUUGCCUUUACUUCCUUAUGCCAGUGGUUCUCCCUUGGGAACUGGCCUCAGAUCAUCUUGUCUAGCCACCUUGUUUUAUAGAUCAGAAGUGAACAAAAGAGGGCAGGUGACUUGCUUGGGGGUACCAUAGCUAGUUAAUGACAGAGCCACGGCUAGAAUUCAGAUCUACUGUUCAGAAGCCCAGUGUUUUUUGCCCUAAAUCACACCACUCAUUUGUCUUUCUCUCCUGACAAAAAGCAAAACACAAAACUAGGAGAAUAGGACUUGGGAGCAGGGGGGAGGGGCAUCUUUCAAUAAUAGCAAUGAGAGCUUAUGUAAAUGUAAAUAUGGAGGUGAUAAUAAAUGUUAAUGCCUAAAAUGACUAGCUUAGCAAGUUUACAGUAGAGUCAAUUACAUUUUAAUAAUUGUUGCCUAAGGCCUUUGAAGUUAAAGGAAGCUCUUAAGCUGAGGAGGACAGAGGCAGAAUACUUCGGAUAACAUUAGAAGAAUAAAUACAAGGUUGGUGGAAAGUGAUUAAAAUUUCCUAGACCAAGGAAAAUGAAGGUGCUAAGAUACAGAGAAAAGAUGGUAUAAUUUGGCUUAAAGGUACCUGCAACUUAAGUGAAUGUAAUACCAUAUAAUUGAGUAUUAGACAUAUUUUCACUAUGUCUCAUGACAAGAAUUCAGAGAAAAGUGAUGGGUUGUGCCAUCAUCAAGAAUAAUAAAACAUCACUCCUACAAGCCACUGACUUGAUUUUGACAUUUGUGACCUGUCUCAGUUAUAAAAGCACUAAAACCGUUGAGGUUCAUUGUUGCUGUUAUAAGGAAGACUGCUUGGUAAGAUUCAAAGAAACAAAUGGAAUGUGAAUUUUACGAAACCAUAAUUAUUUUCACAGGGGAACUACUCAAAAUUCAGAAAUGCAAAAAGAAAAGAAGUCUUUAAAAUUCUUUAAAAACU